AUGGCCGGACAGGCUGAUGAGCACCGAGGUGAACAUACCAUUCGAGCCUGGUUGUCGAGUAUCGCCGCAGACGACCUGGAGACCAGCUCGAACCUGCUGGCUCUGACAUCUUGUCUAUUCCCUCAUCGACGGCGCGAUCGAGUGUACGGCUUGCGGGAGAAGUCACUAGCCGACAUUGCCAUUCGUGCAUGGUCCGUCGGCCACAGUCGUGCUCGACGCCUUCAUGAAUGGCAAUCAAGCUGUGGUGCUCCAGACUUUGCUGCUACUGUCCGGACACUGGUGGAGGAGGGAGGCCAAGUUGCACACGUGCGUGGUCCACCCACGUUAGAAGAGAUCAAUCACGUGCUGGACCAUCUGGCAUCUGGCUGCCCUUUCUCGUCGCCAGAGAUUCGAGCGUCGUUUCGACAUGAAAGCAACAGCCCACGCCAGGGCCUUAUUGAAAUGCUGCAACGGAUGAGUGGCUUGGAAGCAGAAUGGAUGUGCCGAUUGAUUUUGGGCAAUCUAGGUCAUGUCCAAUUGCCGGAAGAGCUGGCGAUGAAUCUACUCCAUCCUGCAUUCUGGGCCGCUCUCCAAGUACAUGAUGGUCUCGUUGACGCUGUGGCACUGAUGAAGCCUCCCCAUAGAGACAGAGAGUCAGGAUUGCCACGCUGGCAAAUAUCGGAAUGGCGACCACAGGUGGGCACUGCUAUCCGCCGUCCCACUUUUGAAAAAGCCCGAAGCAUCCCGCAUUGUCGUCAACUGCUCGGGCGACAACUGGUCUGUGUUGAGCGCAAAUAUGACGGAGAAUACUGUCAGAUCCAUGUUCGCCGCCUGCCAGCAGGGGAAACAGAUAUCAAGAUCUUCUCCAAGAGUGGACGGGACUCGACCGCAGAUCGUACAGCACUCAUUCCUACGAUUCAUCAGUGUCUUAACAUUGGAAAGCAGGACUGUCAAGUCAACACGAGAUGUGUACUGAUUGGUGAGCUGGUGGUCUGGAAUGAUGCGCAACAGGACAUCAUGCCGUUCUACAAGAUCCGCCGAUACAGUCUGCGGGCUGGUCGACGUCUUGGUUGUGGGCGCGACUCACCUCCUCUGCCUGAGGAGCAUCUGAUGAUCGUGCUCUUUGAUUGUCUACUCCUCGAUGAUGUCGAUUGCAUAUUCGAACCAUAUGUGCAACGACGAAAGCGACUGGCACAUGUUGUACGUCCUUUGCCAGGACUUGCUGUGAUCAGUGAAUACACGCAGAUAGACAUGAGCAGCGACGAUGCAACUAGUCAAAUCACACACCGACUAGCGCACGCGAUUUCUCAUCAAUGGGAAGGACUUAUAUUCAAGCCUUCUGAAGCGCCCUACUUCACCCUCGAAGGGCGCCAGCAGCAUCAGGUGAAAUUGAGAAAGGACAUGAUCCCAGGCUUAGGCGAUGCGGCCGACCUCGUGGUCGUUGGGGGAGCUCACGACGCAACAUAUGGCGCAUCCGAGUGGUGGACGACUUUGUACCUCGCAUGUGUUGAUCCGCCCGCAAAAUACGCAGACGAUCCGACAUUGCAUAGCUUCCGUAUCGUUGCUGCCGUGUCGCGACCUGCUAUUACCCUUACAGAUAUGCGGUUCCUCAAUCGACAUGGAAAAGCGCACUACCUGACACCUUUCGACGGGUCUGCCACUCCUCACAUUGAGACUGAGCUGACAGGCCAGCCUCCUCUCAGCGCGAUUUUCAUGCGCCCUCUCGUGGUCGAAGUGGUGGGGGCCGGUUUUGACCGUUUGCCAAACUCCCGAUUUGAGAGCCUCCGGUUUCCGCGUGUGGUCAAGAUUCACCUGGACCGAUCGUUCCGCGACGCAACAACGACUGAGCAAUAUCUCCACAUGGCCGAGCGAAGUCAACGCGGUGACAACGAGGCCGAUGACACCAGCUUUCAAUACUGGCUGUCUCGUUUGACUGAAUGCGGAGAUCGGCCGGACACUUCGAGAUUCGCAUCGGGAACUGCUUCAUGUUCAGCAAAGUGA
Cyphellophora europaea CBS 101466 is the source of this 1980-nucleotide messenger RNA. RefSeq lists its product as uncharacterized. The transcript has a single exon. The record is from RefSeq and is a predicted model, not a curated record. Gene Ontology annotation, molecular function: DNA binding; ATP binding; DNA ligase (ATP) activity. Gene Ontology annotation, cellular component: DNA ligase IV complex. Lineage: Eukaryota; Fungi; Ascomycota; Eurotiomycetes; Chaetothyriales; Cyphellophoraceae. Gene Ontology annotation, biological process: double-strand break repair via nonhomologous end joining; nucleotide-excision repair, DNA gap filling; DNA recombination. The coding region runs from base 1 to 1980 and encodes 659 amino acids.